Filobasidium floriforme is the source of this 1215-nucleotide messenger RNA. RefSeq lists its product as uncharacterized. NCBI's taxonomy places the organism in Eukaryota, Fungi, Basidiomycota, Tremellomycetes, Filobasidiales, Filobasidiaceae. The transcript is spliced from 3 exons. Bases 216 to 1166 code for a protein of 316 amino acids. The record is from RefSeq and is a predicted model, not a curated record.
ACUCGAGCUCGUUUUCUGCCGGUCGAAAGAGGGGGCUUGGACCGGACUAUAAAGCAGACGGUCUUCGUUUGUUUGCACACUUCUGCUUCCCCUCUUUCUUUCUUUCUCCUCCACUGUACAUCGCUCGACAUUGCAAUCGACACUCUACUAGCGAUCGUUGAUCCCUGCCUUCUUCGAAGCGUUUCGAGUGGCAUCACCAUCAUCAUCGCUACAACAUGGCCUCAUCUAUCGUCGCCGUUGCCGGAGGGACAGGCAACCUGGGUCGGACGAUCGUGAAAGCUCUAGUCGACAGCGGAAGGUUCCAAGUCUUCGUACUCGGUCGCAAGGCCGACCCCGAAAAAGAGAAAAUCCUCCGCGCCCGUAUUCUCCCUACGGACUAUACCGACCCAUCGUCCCUAGUGACCCUGUUGGAGGAGAACAAAAUCGAUACGGUCCUCUCUGUCGUCAUGAAUGACGAUGGGCCCGAGACCGAGAUCAACUUGAGCGAUGCGGCGGAGAAGAGUCGAGUGACCAGGCGUUUCGUCCCUGCCAUUUGGGGAUGCAAAUGUCAGCCCGAGGUCGCCAAAUGGUCGCCCUUCAUCGGAGACCGGAUCAAGGUCCUCGAAGCCCUCGAGUCCACCUCGCUCGAAUGGACCGCCGUGCACAACGGUUACUUUGCCGAUUACUUCGUCGGACCUCGUAUUCCGACCGAAUUCGACCGGAACCUCUUUCCUGGUAUAGACACGCAGAACAAUGUCGCGGCGAUCCCAGGGAGCGGAGACGUUCAUGCUGUCUUUACGCAUACGGCCGACGUAGCCAAAUUUGCCGUCGCUCUUUUAGGGUCGGAGGACAAGUGGGAAAAAGAGAGCAACAUCGUUGGACAACGGAUCACUCUCAACGAACUCGUCAAGAAGCUCGAACACGUCAAGGGUGAAAAGUUCUCCGUGUCCUAUGAUCCGGUAGAGAAGCUCGAACAGGGGAAGAUCACCGAGUUGCCUUGUCAUAAAGAGGCUUAUGGGUAUUUCCCUAAAGAAGCUCUACAGGGAAUGUUUAGUUCGUUCGGGUUGAUGUUCGAGAGAGGGGUGUUCGAGGUCGAUAUGGAGAGGACGCUGAACAAGAAGUUCCCGGAAGUGCAUGCGCGGAGCGUCGAUGAGCUCAUCGCCGAGGGAUGGGGAGCCGGGAAGUGAUCGGAUCUAGCAAGUGCUCCGGCGCAAGGCUUGAGGUUGCACAAUAAAC